Molecule: messenger RNA, 2262 nt
Organism: Megalops cyprinoides (Indo-Pacific tarpon)
Lineage: Eukaryota; Metazoa; Chordata; Actinopteri; Elopiformes; Megalopidae
Exons: 28
Coding region: 1-2262 (753 amino acids)
Source: RefSeq, a predicted model, not a curated record
AUGAGGGGCUCAGGUAUUUCUCACCAGGUUGAGGAGAGGAGGGCGCAGAGUCCAGUGCUGCGCAGGGGCCCAAGCCUUCGCUCCCUGACUCGGACACGGGACCCCUCAGGAGAGAGAGAGAGAGACGCGGGGGACUGCACUUUCUGCAGGAGCUAUAAUGGUCGGGACAGACGUGUGGGACGUAGCUACCUGCUGACCCAGCCUGCGGUCAUGCCAGCGUCCAGGGCAAAGGGGAAGCAGAGGGGCAUGCAUCCCUUGCACCACCUCAGUGUCCUGGGAGGCCUUCGGGUGACCCUGGCCUCCCAGCUGUGUGUAUUCCUGCUGUGUAUUCACCAUACCUACAGCCAGGAUGAGUACUCCGCCUACCACUCAGGUGAUGAACAUGUCUAUGAGGGCUCAUUGGAUAACUACGAGCACUCUGGAUACCCUCACCCAGUGGAGUAUCCCCCCACGCAGGGAUAUGAGGAUCCCACCGCCUCAGGCUAUGACCCCUAUGCCCCGGCCCCCACCAUGGUCACCAUGAUCACUGAGGAGGCGUACCCCUAUGCCCCCACCAGCGAGUCCUACGACUACGCCAAAGAGGUGACCACCAUGACCACGCAGGUGCCGUAUGAGUACCCCACUGACCCACCUUACUAUGAGGACCCUGAGGGCGAUGCGGCACUGGGAGAGCAGGGACCCACCGACUGCGACUGCCUUCCCGGUGAGCCCGGCUUUGCCGGAUUCGCCGGCCCCAAGGGUGCCAGAGGAGAGCAAGGCAAAACAGGAUUCCCAGGGGAGCAGGGGCGGGAGGGUUACAAGGGAACGAAAGGGGUACCAGGAAGAGGAGGAGAUACAGGGUCUGAGGGUGAACCGGGUCCUGAUGGGGCUGAAGGUGCAUCUGGAUACUCUGGAGCUAUGGGUUUACUGGGGCCACCUGGUGACCGGGGCGAACCCGGCCUGCUUGGUGUCAAGGGUGAUAUUGGCAUAGAGGGUCCACGUGGUGAAGUUGGAAUCAAAGGAGUGACGGGCAAAGUUGGAAGGUUGGGGCCCCCAGGCAAAACUGGAUCUAAAGGUUUCAAGGGAUCAGUUGGGAAAACUGGCAAAGUAGGACCUGAAGGCAGAGUGGGAGAGAAGGGUCAGAUAGGAGCACCCGGAUUUUCUGGAGACAUUGGGGAGCAGGGCUACUUGGGUUACCCUGGGAUACCUGGGAGCAGAGGGGAACCUGGUCUGGAGGGGGACCAAGGUGUGGGUGGCCUGCCAGGUAGUGAUGGGGAGCCUGGAGAAGAUGGCCCUCUUGGAGUACCAGGUGUCAUUGGUCCACCUGGAUCAUUUGGAAUUAAGGGUGUGAAAGGGGACCCUGGGCCCAGAGGACGACCGGGAAGAGUGGGAGCUGGGGGACCACCAGGAGCAAGAGGUGAUGCAGGUGUACCAGGCAAGCCUGGACCAAAGGGCCUGCCAGGCCAGCCUGGAGCUAAAGGGGAGACAGGCCCAGAUGGUGAAAAGGGUGCGACAGGGAGGUUUGGCAAAAAGGGUGCAAAAGGAGAUAAGGGGAGUGCUGGUGACCGUGGUGACAAAGGCCAGCGUGGAGAGAAGGGCUCUCCUGGCCCUGAUGGACCUGUUGGACGUGUUGGACCCCCAGGUAUCCCAGGUUCCAGGGGUAGGCCUGGCCCAAGCGGGGACAUUGGAGUGCGUGGCAUGGCUGGAGCAAAGGGACUACCAGGUGCCCCUGGCCCUGGUUUGACAGAUGCGCAGGUCCUUGAACUGUGCAGAGGGGUGGUCACAGCCCAGAUCUCCCAGUACGCAGCCUCCAUCCGCUCAAAAUGUUCCCGUGGCUGUCCCAUCAACAACCGGACGCUCAUUGGUCCACCUGGUGUCAGGGGGCUGCCUGGAUCUCCAGGGAAAUCUGGGAAACCUGGGAGGGCAGGUGCCAAGGGGGCCCGAGGCAUAAGAGGAGAAACAGGUGUGCAGGGUCAGAAGGGAGCAGAUGGAGACCGAGGCUCAAAGGGUGAGAAGGGAGUGCGUGGAGAUCCAGGAGAGGGUCUGCCAGGACAUGAUGGACACCAGGGCCUCAGAGGACAUCCUGGCCACCCUGCAGUGCCAAAGAAUGGGGCAGAUGGUCUAGACGGCCCCCGUGGGCACCCCGGCCCCGUGGGACAACCAGGCAUGGUAGGGCUCCCAGGCGUGCCAGGCAUCUGCGAAGCACGUGACUGCAGUAUUCACGCCCCAGUGAUGAGGAAGGAGCAGGGCCUGGUGAAGGGCCCCCUUAGCCCUAAAAUCUAA